Coccinella septempunctata (seven-spotted ladybird) is the source of this 1411-nucleotide messenger RNA. RefSeq names its product ephrin-B2-like. The transcript is spliced from 3 exons. Lineage: Eukaryota; Metazoa; Arthropoda; Insecta; Coleoptera; Coccinellidae. Bases 287 to 1084 code for a protein of 265 amino acids. Gene Ontology annotation, biological process: ephrin receptor signaling pathway; axon guidance. The record is from RefSeq and is a predicted model, not a curated record. Gene Ontology annotation, cellular component: plasma membrane. Gene Ontology annotation, molecular function: ephrin receptor binding.
GAUGUCGCCACAAUCGUUCAAGCUGGCCAAGACGAGACAAAAUGGCAAGGAAUGUUGUAAAAAAUCGAAUUAAAGUGAUGUUUUAAUAACAUUUGGGAAUUUUGUAUUAGUGUAGAGUUCUAAAUUAUAUAUUUUUGGACCUUGUGAUGAGUAGUGUUCAAUGUGUUUAUGCAAUGUUAAUUGUGUUUUCGGUUUAGUGAGUCUUUCCCAAUUAUGAAUCCUGUACUCUUAACAAUAGAUUAAUCUGAAGAAAUGAGAAGGGGACUCUGAUCUACAAACUACCGACAUGAUGUUCUGGAAUUUGGGCGUCAGUCUUACACAUUGCCUUAUCCUUGUUUUACUUCUCACAAUACAAACAAUAUUAGCCCUAAAGCCAGGUAGUGCAAGAUUGAUGACCAUCCACUGGAACUCUACAAACCCUAUAUUCAGGAUCGAUAAUACAGAUAAUAUUAUCGAUGUUAAUAAGAAUAAUUUGCCAUUUGAAUAUGACCAAGUGGACUUGAUAUGUCCCGUUUAUACCCAAGGCUCCACAGAAAAGAACAUGGAGAAAUAUAUCAUAUAUAACGUGUCGAAAGAUGAAUAUGAGACAUGUAGGAUAGUGAAUCCUAACCCAAGUAUUAUAGCUGUGUGUGAUAAACCAUACAAACUUAUGUAUUUCACAAUAACUUUCCGACCUUUCACCCCCCAACCUGGAGGUCUAGAGUUCCACCCAGGACAUGAUUAUUAUUUCAUAUCCACUUCAUCCAAUGAUGAUCUACACAGAAGAAUUGGAGGAAAGUGCGAUUCGCACAACAUGAAAAUCGUGUUCAAAGUGUGGGAUUCCAAAGCGGCUACUACUUCAACCCAUAACCCACUGGAGCAUUCGCCCACGUGGUGGACUUAUCCGUCAUGGAGAACGACAACCACAACAGCCCGUCCAACCACGACGCGGCCAUCUACUACUACUAAAAAAUCCAAGCCACACAAGAAGAAGGAAAACGAAGUAGUCAAAAGUGAACUCACAUUAGGAGCCAACUCGUCCAGUGUUAGUGCGAAGUUAUUAGUAUUAUGCGUACUAUUCUCAGCGAUAGUUGCAAUGCGAUGAAGUUUCCGUUAAAUAUGACAGUGUCACACUUAAAUGUUGAUCAUUUAAGUAUCUAGAUGUUCUUAACGAACUUCAAAUCGACCUACAAAUGUUUUUGUUUUAUACACAAUUCAUGAGGUCUUCUGAAUUUUACUGGUAGUUUUUUUGAUGACCUUUUAUUUUUUUAUUCCUAUUUAUCUAUAUUUAUUUUUGAAAUUGUUCAUAUCACCCGUGUAGAAAGUAGCGUUUUAUGUGAUCAAAGUCUUGCCUUCCCUUAUUUCAUUCUCUGAUAGAUUUAUUAAGCUUAGGAAUGUAUUAUAAGGAUUCAAUAUAAGGUACUAACGUUUA